Molecule: messenger RNA, 4314 nt
Organism: Linnemannia hyalina
Lineage: Eukaryota; Fungi; Mortierellomycota; Mortierellomycetes; Mortierellales; Mortierellaceae
Source: the annotation of a GenBank genome assembly
AUGCUCACCAUCAUGAGCCAGAACGCUGUCCGGCCCGAAGACUACAAGUCCGACACUGCCGCUGUGAGCGACACACCUCUUACGUCAAUGGAUUCCCACCACUUGCGCAACCACAGCAGUGGGAAUGGCAGGAUUUUCAAGGACUCCACAAUCGCAUCCGACUCGUCGCAAUUGGCGACAAUGACGGCAGUAACGCCGCCAUCGAAAGCGCCCCAUAGCGCGCCCUCUUUGGGUAACAGCCAUCCUAAUACUGCCAAUACAGAAUCAACUCCAUCGUCUGCCACUGCCACCCCUUCCUCCAGCACCACUUCUCCUUCCAGCAACACAUCUUCUACCUCUUCCACAACCAGUUCACCCAUGAGCCAUAUUCGCCGAUGGACUUCCAGCCUCUCCUCCUCCUCAAAGUCAAACUCCAAGAGCACCGCAAAAGUGAGGACAAUUGGUCCCAUUAGUGCUCCUCAGCCCCUCACCACCCCCGUUCCUUAUGCCUGCACUCCCCUUCCUUAUUCCGACCUCCCGACUCCCGACCAUUUCCUCGUUUCUGUUUCAGCUGGGCAGCAAUAUAGCCCGAGGAGCUCUCCUCAUUCCGAUUCAACUGUCCCUCGAUCGCCCGCCAAACCUGCGACCUCCUGCCCUGACCUCCCUGUAGGUUCACAAGCCUCUGAGUACUAUUUGAACGUGUUGGCUCCCAUCGGUACAUAUUCCAGCCUCAACAAGAAUCAGCGCACAAGCUGGAAGGACCGGCUGUUCACCUCUAAUCCCAAGAAACAGGACAGGCGCGCCAGCACCAACUCGAAUGUUGACGAUGAUUAUGAGUGGUCAUCAAAUCAAGAGGCGGACACCAGCAGUAAUUCGGCGACAACAGCAACAACAGCACCUUAUUCUUCAUCAACCACACCAGCUGCAGUCGCCACAGCGUCGACAGAAAAGCAGGCAACACGGCCGAGAAUGCGCAUCUCGCCUCCACUGACGCAACCCGUGCUCCCUGCUAAUCAAAAGACGGUCCCCAUCAUGAAAAACCCCCUGAUGAGUCCCACAGAUGACCUCUUUGGCCCAGAUACAUUCGACCCCUUCAAAAUUGCACCCAAGAGUAAAGCUGCUGCAUCUAGCCCCGUGUCGAUGAUGAUGAUGAUGACUGCUCCUGCAGAUGAAGUCGUGCUUCCGUCAGCAUGCCCCUCCUUUGCUCCCUCUACCCCCUAUCUCUCUCUCUCUGAGCGGAGCGGCCGACCGACUGUCGAUACCAAAAUCAAGGCCCCUGUUGCCCCUGUCCACCAACUAUUGACGCCACCCUCGUCGCACGCAUCUGAAGAUUCCUUCCCCUUUGCUUCGCCCACUUCUUCAUCAACUGAAGAUGAGGAUAAUGACGAGGCCACAGCAGCACCGUCGGAAACGAACGGAGGCAAGACAUCAAAUAAGCCUGAGGCUGCAGUGAUCGACUUUGCUGCUAGCCUAUGUGAGGGCUUGGUGUCAGACUUUGUGAUGCCACCGUCGUACUUUGACCAGCACAACCUGAGCCUUGCCUUUGAGGAUGCCUACCCACGCGCCGACCCCGACAUGAUGCCCAAGGUCGUCACCGCCUCCUCGUCGCCUUCGUCUCCUCCCUCCCCUCCCUCCCCUCGCUCUCCUGUGUCGUCUAAUUCAUCACGAAGCAAGUUCAGCCGGAAGGACCGCUCCUUGAAGUCGACCUCGACGUACUCGACCGAUUCGGACUCGUCAACGUCGUCGAUCGAAUCAGAGGAAGAGUCAUCCGACGAAGACUCGUCGCUCUCGCCCGUCAGCGGAGCAUCGUUCUUCUCCACUAUGCCCCCAACGACUGGACCUGCCUUCAAGCCAUAUCGGUCGCCCGCGCUCAUGAAGUCCGGUGGGAUCAAGAUCCCCAGUAGCCUGAUGACACUCUUGCCCACUGGCUCCUCAAGCAAGUCCAAGACUACUGCUGUGUCUCCACCGACCACGCCUCCAGUGAGCCCACCCUUGGCCUAUGCCGAGAUAGUCUCAAGCCAGAUGGCCAAUCUUCCUCCUGGUGCUGUUGGUCAGGCCGCUCCUGGAAUGAUCAUGGCUCUGGCAGACCCGAGGGCAAUGAUGCUCAAGCGAUUGGCCUACAUCCAUACCCUGCGCAAGCUCCGCGAGCGGGAGAGACGGCCAUUCCGUCAUGCGGUGUCGUUGCACUUGAUCCUUUUGAAGCUUCGCCGUGGCAUCACAAACAGGCAUUGCAGCGAGAUUGCAGAGUUCUAUGUGGCCAUGUCAGCCGCUCAGUUCCCUUCUCGACUCGACAUUGCCAACACGAUGAUCAUGACUCAACAGCAACGGAGCAAACUCCAACAGCAGCAGCAGCUCCUAUCACAACAAUCGUCCUUGUCGCAGAUCCCUGUUCUCGCGUCCCCAAUCGAGUCUGUCCAAGAGUCUAUGAUCCCUGUGCGCUCAUCCUCCAAGGCCGCCUCCAGUUCAACAUCGACUUCCGGAGACAAGGAAUCCAGGUCGAAGCGGUCGCUUGUGUUUUCACUUCAGAGUCGCAGCCAGGCCAACAAGAACAGCAGUAACAAUAACGGCGGCGAAUCAGGGUGGUCAUUCAACUCAGCCACAACCCCCGCUGCGGCGACCCCAGCAUCCUCCCAAAUCUCGGUCCUCAAGGAGCGACUUCCCCUUCUGCGGAUCCCAACCUAUCCGCUUAUCAACCUAGAGAAGAAUUCUAACAACAGCAACACCACCCUGACACCUUCCACAGCCCGCAAGAAUCUGGCUGCCGCCGCGAUCGAUUCCGCCUCUGAGGACGACCAACAAAGAAGCGAGGAGAGCAAUAUUGACUUUCAACAUGGAUUGGUACAGCAGGUGCCAACUGUUAUCCUCCCCAAGAGAACGACGGGACGUAAGGGAUUGCUCUAUCAGCAGCAGCUUCAGCUCCGGAUGAGACAACAGAUGCCGAUGAUGAUUGGCGGUAACGGCGGCACAGACCAAGCGACUGAGGUCUCGGAGCAGGAUCAAGUUUGGUUGCAGUCCCAGCUUGUGGGAACGCGUCCUCGCUUUGCUACUUCGACGCUCACGACAGUUCGGUCUGGUCGUUCCGAAGUUGUCACUCGCCCUUUGGUCCCUCUGGCAACUGUGAAGACGCCUCCUGCUACCUCGGAGAGUUCUUCAGCAUGGAGCUCCUUCCCUUUUGCACCCUUUGGUCAUCGUGGUCAGGCUGCUGCCUCAACAUCUACCUCUACCACGGCAUCGACUACAUCAACAGGGGCAAUAACGUCUGCAUCUCAGGAUGGCAAUGGCUCACUUCCCGCUGGACUCCUCACUCCCCCACUCUCGCCUCUCUUCCGCAACCCCUUCUCAGCGGCCACCUUCACCUCCACUGCGAUCCCCGUGGCCUCUACAGGAUCUGUCAACACAACGAACAUUAACAGUAAUAUUAAUACCAGUACACCACCACCCUUGCCACCAACUACCAUUCCUACAACAAAAAACAGCAGCAACAAGCGAUCGUCCUACACUGCGCAAGGCCAUCAUUCGCUACCUUCUUCUUCUCCCGCCGCGACCUUCCCCUCCCACCAUACCCGUGUCGUGUCUGCAGGAUCAGUCUCCUCCUAUACACUGCCCCACAUCCAGAGCUCUCAUCAUACGAUCAGCUAUCUGGAAUACCAGGCAGUCCAUGGGCGCAAUCGGUCCAGUCUUGACGGCAACUCUUCUGGUCGCGGGUCCCCACCUCCUCUGGCCCCUUCGUCUGCGUCAUCCUUGUCCCGUAAGCAACAGCAACAGCGUGGAUUGCCCUCUCCUCCCUUGUCGCCUACUCCUGAUGCUGACGGUAACGUUGCAGCGAUGCUUCCGGUUGUCACCGCGUCAAUGAACCCGAGCGUCCAGUCUGUGAAGAGGCCAUACCUGCCUCAGCGGUCCCUCUCUAGUGGCGAGUAUCAUGUUCAGCAGCUUGACAUGAUGAUGAGUGGCGGUAACAACGGUGGUGCAGCUGCUGGCGGAGUCGUCGGAGGUCGAUCGGAGAACAUUACUUGGAUCAUGCGGGCACCUUCCCCUGUCAACCAGCACAACCUCCAGACGAGACAUAGUAUGGAAGAUAUCAGGAACCGUCGCCACUGGAAGGCCUCCUCUUCUUCUGCACCUGCUGUCACUUCUUCGCCUGCUGUCGUUUCGGCCUCCGCGACUGCUGCUUCAACAACUGUCGUGGCUGUUGGUGGACACACAAGCAAGAAGUCGUUGAAGAAGUCGGCCAAGGGAGGAGUCUUUUCACCGGAGGAGUCUGAGGAGGAUGAGGAUGUUCCACUGGCGUUUGUGCAGCGGAGGAUCUCGAGUGAUACCCUUCAAUGUAUGGCAUGA